Messenger RNA from Besnoitia besnoiti, 1323 nucleotides. Its product is annotated as PAN domain-containing protein. Gene Ontology annotation, biological process: proteolysis. Gene Ontology annotation, molecular function: protein binding. The transcript has a single exon. NCBI's taxonomy places the organism in Eukaryota, Apicomplexa, Conoidasida, Eucoccidiorida, Sarcocystidae. The record is from RefSeq and is a predicted model, not a curated record. The coding region runs from base 1 to 1323 and encodes 440 amino acids. Gene Ontology annotation, cellular component: extracellular region.
AUGGCGCACCUCCCGCACGCCGCAGGUGCCCGUCGUCGAACGAGGCUCCUCCUUUCUCGCUCCUUGCCACUCCUUCUCACGCUCUGCCUGCUGCCCAGUGGCGCACUGCACCAGGGCAAUCUCUUCCUUCCCGCAGUCGACGCAGUCUCCCCCAUCUCCGGUGGUGCAGCCUUGUCGCCGUCGCGGGGUGCUCAGGCAUUCCGCCAGAAAUUUCUGUCGUCGGAGGCGCGUGCGCUCUCGCAAGCUGCCAAGGGAUUUCCUGAAGGUGUCUCCCCGCGGCCGCUGGGGUCUGCCCGCGCCGCCGGGGGUAUUGCCGUCGCCGGUGACGCCGCGGCUUCAUCGUUUGCAAUGGUUAGAGCGAGAGGAGGCGAUAUUGACUCAAUCUACGCAUGCGUCCGCGAGGGCUCAGAUUCGUCUGCAACGACGGUCGAGGCGCAGGUUGAGGUUACAUCCGCGAGGGAUUGCCAGCGCGCAUGCCGCACUCGCGGGGAUUGCUCGCAUGCUGUGUUGAACAAGCGGGAGAGGAUGUGUUACCUCAAAACAGGAUUUUGGGAGGUGAAAAAUGGAGACAGCGACGUCGUUGGGGUGCCGCGCAGCUGCAAUUCGGAAUGUAUCUGGAAGGAUAAGAACACCAGUGCAGGCGACAUCCAGCCUCAUCGCGUCCUGCACAGCCCCUUCGAGUGCCUCAUCUGGUGCCGAACGCAAGACGCGUGCAAGUACUUUCUCUACAACAUAUUCGAUAGGAGGUGCUGGCUCAAGGGAGAUGACGGCAAAGCAAAGAUGCACGACGGGGCCGGGUUUCUGUUGUCGACGCGGGAAUGGUGCACAGAUGACGACUCCGACUACGUCCCGCCCGUCGGUCAGGGCUGGUCGGCGGGCUUGUGUAUGCACCCACAAAACAAAAAGGCGGGAGGAACGCCGGUGAAGGAACUUGCAGACACCAAGAAUGCCGACGCGUGCCAGAAGCAGUGCAAGAAGUUGCAGACCUGCACGUACUUCUCAUUCGACCGGAACUCCAAAAUGUGUCAGCUUUUCGCCGGACCAGCCUUCGAAGUGACCCAAGAAGACGGCUACGUCGCGGGCCCGCGGACGUGCACGCAGACAUGCUUCUUGGAAGGCCAGAGGUACCAGAAAGGCGAGAUCGACAACAAAACUCUGUAUAGUGCUCUGGAUUGCCAGGUCUGGUGCGGCACGACCCCCGCAUGCGAGUUUUUCUCAUACAGCAGGGCAACCAGAAACUGUCAGCUGUUCGACGGAACUGCGAAAAGCACCGAACUCGUCACCAAAAACUCCAUAUCUGGACCCAAGGCAUGGUGCAGUUGA